AUGUCUAAAAUUGCAAAGUUCUACGAUGCUAUAGAAGAAGGAAGAUUUAGAUGCAAAAUUUGUAAUUAUAUCGGAAAAAGAGGACAACAAGGUUCCACGUAUCCACAGAUCAAACAUAUGAAAAGGUUACAUCCAAAUGAGUUUGCAGAAGUUGACGGAUCACAGCCUCCGCAAGUUACUCUCAAUACAACUACUCCACCUACAGUACUCCCAGUGGCUCCAAAAGUGGAAAAAAUGGAACUGAAAGCAGAUAUGCUUUGCCAGCCAUCCGAUGAGCAACUGCGAUUCCACAAUCAAACUACAAAUUUAAUAACGAGUUUUCUUCGAAAAUGUGGAUUACCUGCUAAUCUUGUUAAUAAUGCUAGCUUCAUCUCUGUCCUACGACAUUUAAAUCCAUUGGUGAUGAUCCCGAGUGCGGAUGUUGUGAAUAAAUUCAUGGAUAGUCAUGCUCGUGAUCCAUUUCUCUCAUCGACACAGCCUCCGUGUAUCAUAUGUGGAAAUGAAGUACCUGGUCACCGAAGCAUACGUGUAUCUGAUGAUGAUGCUGCGAUCUUCUUGACAGCUGCAGUCCUCACUGAUCAGAAGACAAUACGACAGGCAAAACGGGAUAUUUUAAGUGAAUACCUAACUGUUUGUCUUAGGCAUUCACUUCACUAUUACAAAGCAAUGCAUAAAACUCUUGGAAUGUCUGAGCAAAUGGAAAAUAUUGAGGAUCUUCCAGAUAAUGCCUUUCAUACGGGACAUUCAAUUUUUAACAAAAUUCUGAAAAUGAGGCAAACACUGGAUGAUAGGCCACUGGAAGAAGCUAACGAAGACGAAUAUCGUGCACACUUGAAGCGAUGGAUGACAUCUCAUCAACCAAAAGUUUCGAAAAAACGAGUUCAAAAAACAACCAUCGCGGAUGAGUUAUUCCAACUUGCCAAUUUCGCAAAUCAAUCAAUUCCACACGAGUUCUUCCAACACAUGCUUCAAGAUCAAGAAGAACACGAAGCAAAAAGAGUAAAAUUAGAAGAACCAGAAUUUGAAGAACAUUUCGAUGAGCAGCCGAGCACCUCAUCCUACAUGGCAACCGCAACUGCAACAGCAACCGCCACUCCAUUUCCAUCAAAGAUGACAGUUUUGACAUUGGCAAAUGGCAAAAAAGUGACAAAAGCGCCGUCUCUACCGCCUUCAGUUUUGAACUCUGGAAAGCUUGUAACUUGGAAGGUCUCUAGAAGAACUCAUGGAUCAACUAGUUCAACUCCCAGAGCUUCUCCCAGCUUACCUGCAGAAGAUCAUGGCUUCAUUCCUGAUGCUGAUGGUCCUGUAUCUGAGAUUUUGAACUUUGAAGAUUUAUUUAAUUCCUCACUGGUCGAUGCACAACUGAGUACAACUUCUGAAGUAUAGCUAUUUUUUGAAAAUUGUCAUUUGAUCUCCUAUUUUUUGUUAGGUUCAUAAUUUUAAUUGUAAAAAUCGAAUUAUAUUUUGACACGACAAUUCUCAAAAAAUCAAUUCAAAUUAGAAAA
Molecule: messenger RNA, 1505 nt
Organism: Caenorhabditis elegans
Lineage: Eukaryota; Metazoa; Nematoda; Chromadorea; Rhabditida; Rhabditidae
Gene: ZK673.4
Exons: 7
Coding region: 1-1386 (461 amino acids)
Molecular function (GO): DNA binding
Source: RefSeq, marked reviewed